AUGUGGCAGGAGGUAAUAAGAAGAAAGCGCUACUUUCUGGACCAUGCUGGGGCAUCCGGAGUUUGGGAUAAGACUGGAGCACAUCCACAAGAACGGAUGAGGAAUAAGUCCCAGGAUGGACUAUAUGAGUCCUACUACUGUAUGAGCCAGCAGCACCCGUUGAUUGUCUUUCUGCUGAUCAUAGUGAUGGGUGCCUGUCUAGCUUUACUGACUGUAUUUUUUGCUUCAGGACUGGACAUUGAAGACCAUGUGGCCUUCGUAAUCACUGUGCCCACAGCUCUGGCCAUAUUUCUGACUGUGUUUGUACUGGUCUGCAUUGAGUCCAUCUUCAAGAAGCUCCUCCAUCUCUUCUCCCUGCUCAUUUGGGCUUGCCUGGUGGCCAUGGGCUACCUUUUUAUGUUUUCCGGGGGUAUCGUUUGUCCCUGGGAUCAGGUGUCAUUUUUCCUCUUCAUUGUGUUUGUGGUAUACACCAUGCUGCCGUUCUCAAUGCGGGACGCCAUCAUCGCCAGUGUCCUGACCUCAGCUUCACACACCGUCACAUUGAUUGCCUGCCUGUCGGCCAAAGCCUCCAGCACGGAGCCCAUAGUGUGGCAGAUUCUAGCCAACAUUAUCAUCUUCCUGUGUGGAAAUAUGGCAGGAGCAUAUCACAAACACCUGAUGGAACUUGCCCUGAAGCAGACAUACAUGGACACCUGCAACUGCAUCAAGGCGCCGAUUAAAUUAGAAUUUGAAAAGCAACAGCAGGAGCGGCUGCUGCUGUCACUGCUGCCAGCGCACAUCGCCCGCGUCAUGAAGGCUGAGAUCAUCCACAGACUCAAGGGGCCAAACUUCGGCCAGAUGGAAAACACCAACAAUUUCCACAACCUUUAUGUCCAGAGACACACUAACGUCAGUAUUCUCUAUGCAGAUAUCGUGGGGUUCACUCGACUGGCCAGUGACUGCUCACCUGGAGAACUAGUGCACAUGCUCAAUGAGUUAUUUGGCAAAUUUGACCAAAUUGCCAAGGAAAAUGAAUGUAUGAGAAUCAAAAUUCUGGGUGACUGCUAUUAUUGUGUGUCAGGAUUACCAGACUCUCUGCCAAACCACGCCAAAAACUGCGUGAAAAUGGGUCUCGACAUGUGUGAGGCCAUCAAGAAAGUGCGUGAUGCCACUGUAGUGGACAUAAACAUGCGAGUGGGAGUGCACUCAGGGAACGUCCUGUGUGGAGUCAUUGGACUGCAGAAGUGGCAGUACGAUGUCUGGUCACAUGAUGUCACACUGGCCAAUCACAUGGAGGCCGGUGGUGUGCCAGGUCGAGUUCAUAUAACAUCAGUGACCUUGGAGCAUUUAGACGGCGCCUAUAAAGUGGAGGAUGGCAACGGACAGGACAGAGACCCCUAUCUCAAAGAGCAUGGGGUCAUUACAUACUUAGUCAUCAACCCAAAGGUGGAGAGUCCUCAUUUCAAACCAAGAAUGAACGGUGCAAAGAUGAGAGCCUCCGUGAGAAUGACUCGAUACUUGGAGUCGUGGGGAGCGGCCAAACCCUUCGCCAACCUUCACCAUAGAGACAGCAUGACCAACGAGAACGGCCACAUCAACACAGCGGAUGUACGGAUGGGGCAAUAUCAUUUCCAGAGAAGAUCAGAAAGGACAAAAUCGCAAAAGAAACGCUUUGAGGAAGAACUUAAUGAGAGAAUUAUAAGAACAUUUGAUGGCAUAAACGCUCAAAAGCAAUGGCUUAAGUCAGAGGAUAUACAAAGAAUAUCGCUAUUUUUUCACAACAAGACUUUGGAAAAAGAGUACAGAGCAACUACUCUACCUGCUUUCAAAUACUACGUCACCUGCGCCUGUUUGAUCUUUAUUUGCAUAUUUGUCGUGCAGAUUCUCGUCCUGCCAAAGACCGUGGUUUUAGGAGUGUCUUUUGGGAUGGCUUUUCUGAUCCUCCUCGUUAUUCUCUUUGUGUGUUUCGUUGGGCACUUUGUGCAGUGCAGUAGAAGUGCAUCCGCGCCUUGGCUCUGGCUGCUGCGCUCCUCGGUUAUUAUUGCCAACAAGCCAUGGCCCCGCAUCACCCUCACCAUGACAACCACCGCACUAAUACUUAUAAUGGCCGUGUUCAACAUGUUUUUCUUGGAGGAAAAUGAGACUUCUGUAGUCCCUGCUUAUAAUUCAUCAAAUGAAACACUACUUUUGUUGAAUGGACAACACAUCACAUUGAUGGAUAAAAACAACUUUUACCUCCCUUAUUUGAUUUACAGUUGCAUUCUGGGCCUGAUCUCAUGCUCUGUGUUUCUGAGAAUAAACUACGAGCUGAAGAUGGUGAUCAUGUUGACAGCAGUGGUGGUUUACAACAUCAUUAUUCUGCAGACUCACUCCUCUCUGUUGGAUGAAUACAGCACAUUUCUCUACAGAACUGAAGUCUUAGACAGACCUGGAGUUCUGAAAGAUCUGAAGACUAUGGGCUCUAUCUCCCUCUUCAUCUUCUUUAUCACUCUGCUGGUGCUGGCUAGGCAGAAUGAAUAUUACUGUAGGUUAGACUUUCUCUGGAAGAACAAGUUCAAAAGGGAGUGCGAGGAGAUCGAAACCAUGGAAAAUCUCAACCGGGUCUUACUGGAGAACGUCCUGCCUGCUCACGUGGCUGAGCACUUUUUGGCACGAAACUGGAAAAAUGAGGAUCUGUACCAUCAGUCCUAUGACCUGGUCUGUGUCAUGUUCGCAUCCAUCCCAGACUUUAAAGAGUUUUACACUGAAUCUGAUGUCAACAAAGAGGGCUUAGAGUGCCUCAGGCUUCUCAACGAGAUCAUCGCUGAUUUUGAUGAGCUGCUGUCAAAGCCUAAAUUCAGUGGAGUGGAAAAGAUCAAGACCAUCGGUAGCACCUAUAUGGCAGCUACAGGACUCAACUCAGCAUCUGGGCCAGAGUACACGAUGCAGGAACAUGACCGACAGUAUAUGCACAUCGGGACCAUGGUAGAGUUUGCUUUUGCGUUGGUGAGCAAACUGGAUCUUAUAAAUAAACAUUCCUUCAACGACUUCAAGCUCAGAGUGGGUAUAAACCAUGGUCCAGUGAUAGCAGGAGUCAUUGGAGCCCAAAAGCCACAAUACGAUAUUUGGGGGAACACAGUGAAUGUAGCAAGCAGAAUGGACAGCACUGGGGUUCUGGGGAAGAUACAGGUGACAGAGGAGACCAGAGGUAUUCUCCUGGCCCUGGGAUACAUGUGCUCAUGUAGAGGCAUCAUCAACGUCAAGGGCAAAGGAGAGCUUAAGACCUACUUUGUGCACACAGAGAUGAGCCGCUCUCUGUCCCAAAGCAAUGUAAUGCUCUGA
Knipowitschia caucasica is the source of this 3300-nucleotide messenger RNA. The record is from the annotation of a GenBank genome assembly. Lineage: Eukaryota; Metazoa; Chordata; Actinopteri; Gobiiformes; Gobiidae.